CCGAGAGAGAGAGAGAGAGAGAGAGAGAGAGAGAGAGAGAGAACGAGAGCUCCAUUGCUCCUCCUUCUCUUCUUCUUCUUCUUCUUUUUCUUCUUCUCCAUGGGCUCAUCAUCUGGUUUUGAUUACUCUUUCAAAGUGCUUUUGAUUGGGGACUCAGGUGUUGGGAAGAGUAGUUUGCUUGUUAGUUUCAUCUCCAAUCAUGUCGAUGACCUCGCUCCCACCAUUGGUGUUGAUUUUAAGAUCAAGUCUCUCACUGUUGCUGGGAAGAGAUUAAAGCUGACAAUUUGGGAUACUGCUGGACAAGAGAGAUUUAGGACGCUGACAGGUUCUUAUUAUAGAGGGGCUCAAGGAAUAAUUCUGGUCUAUGAUGUGACAAGGAGAGAAACUUUCACAAACUUGUCUGAUGAAUGGGCGAAAGAAAUUGAACUCUACUCUACUAAUCAGGACUGUGUGAAAGUUCUUGUUGGCAAUAAAGUUGACCAGGAAGCCGACAGGAUGGUUUCUAGAGAAGAGGGCAUUGCGCUUGCACAAGAAUAUGGGUGUUUAUUUCUUGAAUGUAGUGCAAAAACUCGGGAAAAUGUGGAGAAAUGUUUUGAAGAACUUGCAUUAAAGAUUUUGGAAGUUCCGAGCCUCUUGGAAGAAGGAUCGUCGGUCGGGAAGAGGAACAUCUUGAAACAGAAACAGGAAAACCAUCCAACACAAAGCAGAGGAUGUUGUUCAUGAUGAUUCUCACUCAAAAGAUCGAUCGCGGCUUAAAAUAAUUAACCAAAAAACCUGAACACCCAGAGAGACAUUUUCGGUGAAAUUUCGUACUCUUAUCUGGAGUUUGUGUGUAUAUGAGUGUUGUGCAUUUGUUUAACUCAUUCUGAAUGAAGUCAUUGGUUGUAUAUUAUGAGUGAUCUAAUUGAUCUGAGUGAAUGUGUUCCAUUUCUAUU
This is a messenger RNA of Dioscorea cayenensis subsp. rotundata (Guinea yam), 935 nucleotides long. RefSeq names its product ras-related protein RABC2a-like. The coding region runs from base 100 to 723 and encodes 207 amino acids. Gene Ontology annotation, molecular function: GTPase activity; GTP binding. The record is from RefSeq and is a predicted model, not a curated record. The transcript is spliced from 6 exons. Lineage: Eukaryota; Viridiplantae; Streptophyta; Magnoliopsida; Dioscoreales; Dioscoreaceae.